GCUCAGUUGCAUUUGGUUUGAGCUAGCGAAAGGUUCGUUGAGAAGAGCUUAAGAAUGCAGGGUCUAUACUUAAUGAUAUAUCUGCUGAUGAGCCUUUGUGGCUGUUGUCUAACAAUGAUGUAUGAUACUAAAGUGUGCAGUCGCUUGAAGAGAGUUUCGUACACUCAGAUGGUACAAAGGCUGAGGACCAUAACGUAUAGAAAGCGAGUAUUCUUCAUCUGGAAAACCAAAUCACGACUUGAAACGCAAUACGUGCCGGAGACCGCCUACAAAUUUGAAACGGAUUACUAUUGCUGUGAAGGCUAUCAAGGAUCGAUAUACGAUUGCCAGCCCGUCUGCACUGCAGGUUGCGGCGAUAAUAGACACUGCAGCGCGCCUGAUCAAUGCAGCUGCAAUAACGGUUAUAUAGGAAAUGAUUGCACUCCACUUUGCAUUGGCUGCGGCAUACAUAGCCACUGCCAGUCGCCGGGAGAAUGCGCCUGCGACACGGGCUACAGCAACAACGGAGGCUCAGGCGGAUGUCUGCCAGUCUGCAAUGCGGGCUGCCCGGAGCACAGCAACUGUGAGGAGCCCGACAAAUGUGUGUGCAUCGAGGGCUACGCCAGCUCCGAUGAUGGAAGCUGUCAACCUGUCUGUAGUCAGGGUUGCCCAGAGCAUAGCAGUUGCAGCAAGCCAGGAGAAUGUGUGUGCGAAGAGGGCUACAAGCGCAUCGAAGACGGCAGCUGCCAGCCGAUCUGUAGUCAAGGAUGUGCACCAAACAGCAGCUGUAAGAAGCCAGAAGAAUGUGUGUGCGACGAGGGCUACAUGAGCUCCGAAGAUGGAAGCUGUCAACCGGUUUGCCAACAAGCAUGUCCAGCGCAUAGCAAUUGCAGCAAGCCAGGAGAAUGUGUGUGCGACGAGGGCUACAAGAUCGCCGUAGAUGGCAGCUGCCAGCCGAUCUGUAGCCCAGCAUGUCCGGAUAAUGGCAGUUGCCUGUCGCCAAACGUCUGCAUCUGUAAGCCAGGCUAUGUCCUAAGCCAAAAUCAUAGUCUGUGUGAAGCCCACUGUCCAGAGAGCUGUGCGGACUAUGCCCGAUGCGUGGCACCCAAUCAGUGCGAAUGUUAUCCUGGCUUCGAGAUGUCGCAGGUCGAGCAGGUGUGUCAGCCGAAGUGCAGCCAGGACUGCUCGAAUGGUUUUUGCUUUGCGCCUGACAAGUGCGCCUGCAACUCCGGCUACUUGAUGGGUCCCAAUCAGACCUGCGAGCCGCAAUGCAGCUCCAACUGCAUUCAUGGCAAGUGCAUCGCACCCAACAGCUGCGAGUGCGAGCCUGGCUAUCGCUUUGCAACAGACUCAAAAGAUGUCUGCGAACCCGUUUGUGAGCCAGCCUGCGAGCUGGGCACUUGCAUGGCACCGCAGCUCUGCAUCUGCCAGUUGGGCUACGAGCCGACCUCGAAGGAGCUGCCACAUCUGUGCCGUCCCAGCUGCACGAUGAGCUGUGUGAACGGCAGCUGCGUGGCGCCCGAGAAGUGCGCCUGCAAUGCAGGCUACGUGCCGGCAGAUGGACUCAAUGCCACCAGCUGCAGGCCCAGCUGCAGUGGCGACUGUUCGAAUGGCGAUUGUGUGGCACCCGAGCAGUGUCUGUGUCACUCUGGCUACGAGCGCACUGCGGCUGGCUGUCAGCUGCGGCUGGAAGUGACAACUUCAACGGAACGGCAAUUGGAUGAGCUGCAGCAAAAGGAGCCAGGCACAAAUUGUAGCAGCAUCAGCUGCAGCUGUUGGCGCGCAUGGACUGAAAUUGAGGAAGCUGCCAUCAAGUGCGUCAACAUUUGCCAGGAUGCUUUCGACAAGCCCUGCGUGGAUCUCAAACUGUGCAGCUGCGACCAGGCAACAGGCCAACUAUUAUGCCCGGCUGAAGAGCACGAGCAGCGUCUGGUCUGCCAGGCGACCACAGCCAUUCGCAUCGAUCAGCAAACAGAGCAGAAUCUGGGCGAAGCGGCUCAUAACUCGAGGCGGCCAGCAGUCGGCACAUCCAAGUGGCCAGUGAUUCUAGCCUGGUCCGCCGGCAGCUUCAUCGUUUUGCUGCUCAUUAUUGUCGCCUCGCAUCUCUACCUAAAGCACCGACGUCAAGAGGCCAUUCAAGAGCAGGAGAACUACUGCUAUGUGCUCUGUAACGAUAAACUAUAAAAAUAAUUCUUUACAAAAAUUAGAGAUUUAUAAUUUGAAAUCCCAAUAGCUGUUUUCCUGCCUCUGGUUGUUGAACGAGUAUUUGUUGUAUUUAA
Molecule: messenger RNA, 2258 nt
Organism: Drosophila hydei
Lineage: Eukaryota; Metazoa; Arthropoda; Insecta; Diptera; Drosophilidae
Product: tenascin-like
Exons: 2
Coding region: 55-2163 (702 amino acids)
Source: RefSeq, a predicted model, not a curated record